Molecule: messenger RNA, 2107 nt
Organism: Metopolophium dirhodum (rose-grain aphid)
Lineage: Eukaryota; Metazoa; Arthropoda; Insecta; Hemiptera; Aphididae
Product: ras guanine nucleotide exchange factor R-like
Exons: 5
Coding region: 431-1408 (325 amino acids)
Source: RefSeq, a predicted model, not a curated record
CUCACAAUCAGUUUUCAGCGUUGUCAGUUGUCACAGUACAUGCACGUUCCACGGUCGUGCCGAGCGGUGAUCUUUGCGCCGUCUGCAAUAAGACGCAGACAUCAUACCUAACUAUUUUCAAUAAUUUAAAAAUAAUUAAUAAUAUUUGAGUAAUAACAUAACAUAAUACACUAUCAUACUAUAAGCAUCCGAUGUCGGCGAUUGUGGCUGCCGGUGUGCACCGAUGACGACGUUGGCGAUAACAGAGCCGCAGUAAAAUACGUAUUGAUUCCAUAUCACAUUCUACGAGCAGCACUCGACGUCCUGAUCGUCUCGCCGUUCGUCGGGUGAGAUAAAGUCUCGUUUUCAAUAACUUGGCUGUUCUCGAACAGCGCCCGUUUCAGUAUCCGUCGUCGUCUCGUCCGCAGCGGUUCUAGACGAUACAGCGCCGAUGUAUUCGCAUCACAGAAGUAAAGACUCUCAAAGGUCGUCAAAGUUUACCGCUCACGCUGCGGUCCAAUUGCAAAGGCGGCACAAUAACUCGACGUCCAGCUGCUAUGACGGGGGUCAGCAGCUCGAAGAUCUGGGCCCCAAAGAAUCCGUACAACUCGAACGUCUCGUCCACGAAACAUUUCCCAGGUGCAACGUCGAUUUGAUACAUGUUGUCAAUGCCCCGCAGAUGUAUGGCAUGUACUUGCUGCGCAAGGAAGAAAUGCAGUAUGGUGACAGGGAACUUAUUCUAUAUCACGUGACCACCAAGUCCAGGGCUUUGGAGUCGUUGAAAAACGGACUUGACUGGCGGCGCACUAGACGCUCCAAGUUUGGGUGCGGUGUGUCGUUCAGCGACGACGCCGACUAUGCCAACUAUUAUGCCGACCAUUUCCCCAAAGAAGAAAAUCGGGUGAUCAUCGUCUGUGCCGUGCUGGUAAACAAGACGCAGCGGGUGUCCGGCAAUCAGAAUUUGAUCGUACCGGCGGGCGGUGCCGACACAACCCUGAGCUCCAACGGCCGCGUGUACGUCAAAUACAACGACUAUGACUUCUAUCCGCUGUACCUUAUGUACUACCGACGGACACCGGAACACUUGAACGAAAGCAAAUAUUUCCGUAACAACCCCCGCAAUAAAUGGCAGCAAAACAACCGGGUGUUGCAGCAGCAGCAACAGCAGCAGCAAGAGUUGAAAGCGCAGCGCGAGCGUGAGCAAGCACAGCGUCUGCAGCAAGAGCAAGAGCAGGCACAGCGUCAGCAAGCGCUGAGGAUGCAGCGACAGCGAGAGCAGGAAUGGCUUGAGGCGCGUCGUCGUGAAGCGGCUCAACAGGAACUCCGUCGUCAAGAGCUUGAGCUGCAGGCGCGCCGUCAUGAGCAGGCGUACUCUAGGCAAGCACAGGCACGGCAGCGCGAAAGCAAAAGCAAUUGUCUGAUUCUCUGAUGAUUGUAUUUUAACAUUUAUACUUUUUACGUGACACGAGUGGACAACUAUUUUCCGUUGAUUAUAUUCAUUAUUUUUUUUUAAUGUUUUCGCCAAAUCAUAUAAUUGUUUAUUAUUAUGCUUUUCAUUUUUCAUAUUAUUUUUCAUACAAGUAAUCAUAAUUAUACGACGUUUUAUUUCGUAAACGAUUCCACGUAUGUGAAGCCCCCCCUCCAUAUCGGGCAAAUCGAUCCGGAUCAAUUGUAAGUUAAACAUAUUCAUUUGUAAGUUGGUCCUCACUGAGAUAGUGCCCCCCCCUUAUCAUAUCGACCGAAUCGAUCCGGAUCGAUUGUAAGUUAAAGAUAUUCAUUUGUAAGUAUUUGUAAGUGAGUUUUCAGAGUUUGUAAGUUAAACCCCUACCCUCUGGCGAAUUUCCAAAAAUCCGCCCCAGCCCCCCAUGUUGGCCGAAUCGAUCCAAACAAAUUCUUACAAAUGAAUAUCUUUAACUUACAAUUGGUCCGGAUCGAUUUUCCCGAUAUGGGGGGGGGGGGGAACUUCACACACGUAACGAUUUCUACUAGUAACUAUUAAAGGUAUAUGCGGUGCUGUAACGUGUGAUUGGCAUUUUUAAAGAUAUUAAAAUAAACUCAAGCAUCAUUAUACCUACACGACAAUUUUGUAUUUUUUUUAUUCUUAAUAUAAUAUGGUCAAAAUAAUUUA